AAGCAAAAGCCUCCUCUAUCUUUCCUUCAAACCUUGCCUUUAUUUGUCUUCUCUUUUCCUUUCUUUGUUCUGGUAUUCUCUUAGUGUGUGAUUCUUCACCUCAUUUUCUUUCUUAAAGACCCAUCAAACUUUAUUAAAGAAGAAGAUCAAAAACCAUGGUGUUCUCUUCAGUUCCAGUCUAUUUAGAUCCUCCCAGCUGGCAGCAGCAGCAGCAGCAACCAAGCCAGCAACUAGGAGCAUGCGAUGAAAGUCCACAGCUUCCGCCUCUUCCUCCGCCACCUCAUGUUGGUGGUAGUGGCACUGCAGGCUCAAUUAGACCUGGUUCGAUGUCUGAUCGAGCUCGGUUGGCCAAGAUACCUCAGCCAGAGGCAGCUCUAAAGUGCCCAAGGUGUGAAUCUACAAACACCAAAUUUUGUUACUUCAAUAACUAUAGCCUCUCUCAGCCCCGCCACUUUUGCAAAACCUGUCGGCGAUACUGGACUAGAGGUGGUGCCCUUAGAAGUGUUCCUGUGGGAGGUGGAUGCCGUAGAAACAAGAAAACCAAAAGCCAAAGUAGCUCCAAGUCCCCAGUUUCCAGUGAAAGGCAAAUGGGUUCAACUUCCAGUACUUCCUCAAGUGCACUUCCAUCGCAGAUUAUUGGUCAUUUUCCUCAGCAACAAACUCAAUUUCCCUUCGUGACCUCUUUACAUAAUCUGACUCAAUUUGGUGUGGGAAACAUUGGAUUGAACUUUGGUGGAAUUCAGGGACAAAUGGGAUCAACAAGUGGUGCUAGUGGACAGGCUGGCAUGGAAUUUCAAAUGGGAAGCGGUUCAGGAAUGAGUAGCAGUUCCAUUUUUUCAGCUGGAGGAGUGCAACAAUUUCCUUUCUUUGAGUCUCCACCCGCAGGUUUAUAUCCGUUUCAAAGUGAAGGCGCUGAAGCACCGACUGGCAUUCCUGGGGAAAGCAGCCAGCUUCGAUCCAUGGCUUCGAGCUCUAGGGUUUCUCAGUUAGCUCCAGUGAAGUCAGAAGGAAACCAAGGGUUAAAUUUAUCGAAGCCAUAUUUGGGUAUCCCAGAAAAUAAUCAGUACUACUGGGGUGGAAAUACCUGGACAGAUUUAUCCGGUCUCAACUCUUCUUCCACCAGCCAUUUCUUAUGAUAGAUCAUAUUGAUCUCUUGAUUAUCAGCACCAUGAAGCUUAUUACUAAAGCAUUAGUUAGUAAUUGACACAAAGUUGCAUGCAUCUUCUAGUACUGAAGUACUACCAUGACUUGCAAGUUCCAACCCGAUUGAGAACCGGGAAAUAUUGGAACAAUUUGUUUGAAGUUUUUUUUUUUUGUGUGUGUGUUUGGAUAAUGGUUUUGGUCUGUAUUGUAUGUAUGGAUUGUUUACAAGUUAUUAUCACAGUUGACUUAUUUUGCAUA
Molecule: messenger RNA, 1401 nt
Organism: Populus nigra (black poplar)
Lineage: Eukaryota; Viridiplantae; Streptophyta; Magnoliopsida; Malpighiales; Salicaceae
Product: dof zinc finger protein DOF3.6-like
Exons: 2
Coding region: 156-1136 (326 amino acids)
Biological process (GO): regulation of DNA-templated transcription
Molecular function (GO): DNA-binding transcription factor activity; DNA binding
Source: RefSeq, a predicted model, not a curated record